GGCCCCUGCGCGAGGAUGACUCACAAACGCGAACUGGAAAUGUUCGAAAAAUUCCAUCGCCGAGCCCUCGAGUCCGAUCCAUUCAGAUCAAACCACCCUGAGGGCGAUUCAGAUCAAACCACCCUGAGGGCGCGUGAUAGCACUGGAAACCAUCGAGGUCAUUCUCAAACUCGCGCUCUCUUCCAUUCCAUGUAUCUGACCGCAAGCACGACCAUCUACUCUCGGAUGCAUCUGACUGUAAUCACGUCCACAGCCUCGUCGAUCAAGUCCUGGUAUAACAGUAUGCCCUGAGAGGAUGGUCGCGAGUCGAGUCCGAUCCAUUGAGAUCAAACCACCCUGAAGGCGCUUGAUGGCACUGGAAAACAUAGAGGUCAUUCUCAAACUCGCCCUCUCUUCCAUUCCAUUCCAUGUAAUAUCUGACCGCAACUACGACCAUCCAUACUCGGAUGCAUCUGACUGUAAUCACGUCCAGAGCUUCGUCGAAAAUGUCCCGGUACAGUAUGCCCUGAGAGGGUCGUCGCGAGCGUGUGUCAACUCGUCUCGAGCUGUCGUUGCUGGGGAUGGCGGACGCCAAACCCUCUCAACCCGCAGUGCAAUCGGAUGGCAGCGCAGAGCAGCAGCAGCAGCAGCAGCAGCAGCAGCAGCAGGAGGCUGCUUCUCAAUUACCGAAGCAGGAAGAUCAAGGGGGAAAAACCGAGGAGUGGCUGCCUCCAGAAGCAGGGGCAGGCUUUGACAAUCCACUGGAGGGAUUAGCAGCUCAGCGAGCAGCUAUGGAGCUGCAGGGAAAGAUCGAGCUACAUGCCCUUCCUGUCAGAAACUAUCUCGAGUCAUCCGUCGUGCCAAUUCUGCUGCAGGCACUAUACGUACUAGUGAGAGAGAGACCUGAGAAUCCUGUGGAGUACCUUGCGGCAUUUCUGCUAAAAAACAACCCACAAAAGCCAACUCAGCCGGUGGCGGCGGUGGCGGCGGCGGCGGGGGCGGGGGCGGGGGCCGGGGCGGCACCGGGGGCGGCGGCAGGCGCGGCGCCUGGGGUGGUGGCGGGGAUGGCGGCGGAGGCACCGAAGCCAACAUGAAACCUCUUCUGCUUAUUCCAACAAGAAGGAAAAUGUGCAUGAUGAUGAAUCAGGGGUUUGUACUACUCACACGAGGACUUUGCUGGAUGAAUCUGGCCGCAAUUACAGCGUGGCGUGGAUGUAUCUAACUGCAAUUACGUCCUGAGCUCAGUCGUAAAACUCCCUGUUUGAGUAUGCAUGCUCUCUCAAUCCUGUGGGCAUGCUCUCUAUCCUGUGGGCCACGAAAUCAAAUUCCCGUCAUCUG
Messenger RNA from Chara braunii, 1317 nucleotides. The record is from the annotation of a GenBank genome assembly. NCBI's taxonomy places the organism in Eukaryota, Viridiplantae, Streptophyta, Charophyceae, Charales, Characeae.